AUGGAUGUUGAGAUCAUAGACGAGGCCGAGCUACACCAAACCAGAUACACGGGAAAGAAACCGACAUAUUAUCCUAUCGACGACGCCCACCCAUUUGAUCUCGAUGGUCUUGUUUCCAGCUAUUCAGGUCGUUCACUUGUCGACCGUCUCGUGCCCGUCAUCUCGUCAUGUCCUACUCUGACAGGACAAGCACUGCAGCUUGCAUUACAAGAGAUUUUGCAAAUGCGCGACCCCAACCUCUAUCGCGCCGUUUUGGCUGCCUAUGAGCAAGCCGCCACAGCCUCUAAAGGGCAGCUGCCCCCUAGUAGCGACGUAGCUCCCACAGAUCAGAAAUGGAUAGAUGAAACAAAUCAGAAGAAUCAAGCGGAUCGUACCAAGCUUGAGGUCGAGUUGAAGACGUACACAAGCAAUAUGAUUAAGGAGAGCAUCAGGAUGGCCCAUAGAGACCUAGGGGACUUCUUCCGUUCGAUAGGCGAUCAUGCUAACUCGCUCAAGCAUCACACAAAGUCUCGUGAGUUCUGCACAACUAGUCAACACGUCCUCGAUAUGUGUCUUUCCGUACUCGAGCUCUUGGUUGAGCAUCGCAACUACCCCCACAUCGCCACAUACGUCUUCAAAGCCGAAGCGGCAUUGGACGCUACUGCCAGUGCAGCGCGUAUGAGUGCGAAUGCCGCGGCGCCCACUGCACCCCCUGCGGCUGCCGCAGCAAACAAAGAAAAGAUGGCGGCAGACCGUGAAAAGGUACAAAGCAAGCUUGAUGUCGCACUUGCGCUGUCCCAUCUGGGUCAAACCCAGUAUGAGAAGGCAGCGACAGCUUUUAUCAAAGUUGGCUCGAUCAAAAGCCUUGGCGAAUGGAUCGGAAAGAUGAUUGCUCCCGCAGAUAUUGCCGUCUAUGCAACGCUAUGUGCGCUAGCUACAUUCACCCGCCCUGCAAUUCGCGCUCAAGUCUUGGACAACGACGGAUUUGGCGCAUACAUUGAACAAGAACCAUACGUGCGCGAACUACUGGAGGCGUACAUGGGCAAUCGCUUUAAGGAUGUACUAGCAUUACUCGACAAAUAUUCAACACGGCACAGCCUCGACAUCCAUCUUGCAUCGCACAUGAGCAUCCUCACAAACUUGAUCCGUAGCCGCGCGUUAGUGCUCUAUUUCCAGCCAUUUGCAUCUAUCAAGCUCGAACGCAUGAGUGUCGCGUUCGGUUGGUCAAUCGAGGAGCUAGAGCAACAUGUUGUUAACCUGAUUCAAGGAGGGGAGAUCCAGGCAAGAGUGGAUCGACAAAAUAAGAUACUAAAGGCAAAAGAAACAGACCAACGCGCGGUAUUGUUCUCUCGCGCCAUCAAAUCUGGGGAGCAGAUGCAGGCUGCGAACCGCAAACUACUGCUCCGAAUGCGAUUGUACGUUACAAUACCUAAUCCACCUAGACAACAAGCUGAUCUUGUGGUCAAGGCCCCUAAGGGCCAACACCAACAGCAGCAUCUGGGCAUUAUGUCCAUGCCUCCAAUGACCGGGGACUUUUAUAUGGACAUGGGGAUAGGAUACUAG
Fibroporia radiculosa is the source of this 1542-nucleotide messenger RNA. RefSeq lists its product as uncharacterized. NCBI's taxonomy places the organism in Eukaryota, Fungi, Basidiomycota, Agaricomycetes, Polyporales, Fibroporiaceae. Bases 1 to 1542 code for a protein of 513 amino acids. The record is from RefSeq and is a predicted model, not a curated record. Gene Ontology annotation, cellular component: COP9 signalosome. The transcript has 8 exons.